AUGUCCCUUGCUCUGUCCCUGCCGACAUCCGCUUUCCUCGACGACCUCAUCCUCAACACCUCCUUCCUCCUCCCCAUCGACCCCGUCGAUGUCUCCUGCCAGAUCCCUUCUUUUGAUGUCCUCGCCUACUCUUCUUUCUGCACCUUCAUCCCUUCAAUCCUUCUUCCUGACUCUCCGUCUCCCGUCCCUGCCGCUGACCUCUCCUUCGCCGACAACCCCUCUCCCGACGUCCUCCCGCCUCUCCCCGACGACACCGCUCCCGUGAACGCUUGCCGGGGUUCGAAGACCAGCCGCUGGGACGCGGCGGCGCGGAGCAAGCACAGCUCGGCGUGUAGGGGCAGGAGCCGGCUGACCGCGCAGGACAAGGCCGACAUCGUCUGCCUCUACUACUCCGCCCCAGUGUCGGUGGGGCAAAGAAGGUCUAUGCGGCAGCGAGACCUGUCGAGGAUGUACGGCAAGAGCCGGGCGGCGAUCAGCAAGGUGCUGAGGCCGGAGUACGCCAGGUGGGUCAUGGCGACGGCUCAAGGGCUUAUGGUCAGGAACCGCAACGAGGUCCUCGAGAGCAUCGCGGAGGAGGAGCGUCUGAAGGAGGAGCCCACACAGUCUACCUGGACGGAGAUGAUGCGGCGAGGGUCAGGGGAGGGAAAGGGGUAG
Guillardia theta CCMP2712 is the source of this 654-nucleotide messenger RNA. RefSeq lists its product as hypothetical. The transcript has a single exon. The record is from RefSeq and is a predicted model, not a curated record. Bases 1 to 654 code for a protein of 217 amino acids. NCBI's taxonomy places the organism in Eukaryota, Cryptophyceae, Pyrenomonadales, Geminigeraceae.